AUGUCACUGCGCCCCAGCGCAUCCCUGCACGCCUCGCACACACACACACCCUUCAAAACCGGAACCGCCGCCCCGCGACCGCCAACCGCCAUCAACCGCCGCCAGGUCAUCGCGGCCACCAACCGCGCGGACAUCCUUGACCCCGCUCUACUGCGGUCCGGGCGGCUGGACAGGAAGAUCGAGUUCCCCCACCCCACAGAGGACGCGCGCGCCAAGAUCAUCCGGAUUCACAGCCGCAAGAUGAACGUGGGCUCUGACGUGAACUUUGAGGAGCUGGCGCGCAGCUCGGACGACUUCAACGCGGCGCAGGCGCUGCGCUCGCUCGACUGCGGCUCCCAGGGGCACUUGGUCUUGCUCAAGGCCGUGUGCGUGGAGGCGGGCAUGCUGGCGCUGCGGCGGGACGGCACCGAGGUCAACCACGAAGACUUCGUGGAGGGCAUCGGCGCGGUCAGCGCCAAGAAGAAGAUCACGAAGAACUACUACAGCUGA
Molecule: messenger RNA, 489 nt
Organism: Monoraphidium neglectum
Lineage: Eukaryota; Viridiplantae; Chlorophyta; Chlorophyceae; Sphaeropleales; Selenastraceae
Product: putative 26S protease regulatory subunit 6A like protein
Exons: 4
Coding region: 1-489 (162 amino acids)
Biological process (GO): proteasome-mediated ubiquitin-dependent protein catabolic process
Cellular component (GO): proteasome regulatory particle, base subcomplex
Molecular function (GO): proteasome-activating activity; ATP hydrolysis activity; ATP binding
Source: RefSeq, a predicted model, not a curated record